GGAGCGGCAGCGGCGGUAGCGGCAGCGACGGCCGCACCGAGGAGGGAAGCUUCGAACCCCGGCGCCUGGCCGGCGGCGCCGCCUCCCCGACUUACAAUGCCUUGCUGAGCCAGACCAGCAAUUGAGUGGAGCCAGGCAGACAGCAUCCAUGGAUGGGCCCCUGGCAGGCGGCCUGGCCGCCCCAGAUCGUCCUCGUGGCCCCGAGAGACUGCCCGGCCCAGCACCGAGGGAAGACAUCGAAGGUGGGGCCGAGGCUGCUGAGGGGGAAGGUGGCAUCUUCCGGUCCACCCAUUACCUGCCUGUCACCAAGGAGGGACCCCGAGACAUUCUGGAUGGCAGAAGUGGCAUUUCUGACGGGCAGCCCCAUCCCGGCCUCAGCGAAGCCCUCCCCCGUGCCACCUCCGCCACCCAUCGGAUCAGCAGCUGUUGCUGGGAUGGAGGCAGCCUGGACUUCCAGCCGGGCUCCCCACCACCCCACCUCCUGGGCCACUUCCCUGGCCCCCCUGAUGGCCAGGGGACCUGGGAGCACCCCCUGGUCCAGGAAGCCAGGGAGGGCCUCACAUCUGAGCAGAGGUUCGAGGACUCGGUCAUUGUGAGAACCAUGAAACCCCACAUUGAGCUCGAGGGCUCUAGAAGGUUCUUGCACCAUCAGGGUGAACCGAAGCUCUUGGAGAAGGCCCCCCGGGGCCACCCCAGGUUCGACUGGCUCCGGGACACAGAUGAGCAGGCCCCACCCCAGGAUGCAGGGCUGCACCGGGACCUGCCACCCCAGCCCCUGCCCCUCACCUCCUUCAGGACGGUGCUCGUGCCAGUAGAAGAUAGCGCUAAGUCAUUGGAUGUGACGGUGGUGGACACUAGGGAGCACCUGGCAGACCUUGAAGGGCUGGCCCAGCCAUCCGACUGGGGCCUGCCCAGGUCAGCCUCGGAGGUGGCCACGCAGACCUGGACAGUGAACUCGGAGGCGUCCGUGGAGCGGCUGCAGCCGCUGCUGGCCCCGGUCCGGACGGGGCCCUACCUGUGCGAGCUGCUGGAGGAGGUGGCCAAGGGUGUGGCCAGCCCAGAUGAGGACGAGGACGAGGAGCCGGCCGUGUUCCCGUGCAUCGAGUGCAGCAUCUACUUUAAGCAGAAGGAGCACCUUCUGGAGCACAUGAGCCAGCACCGCCGAGCCCCGGGCCAGGAGCCCCCCGCCGACUUGGCCCCGCUGGCCUGUGGAGAGUGUGGCUGGGCCUUUGCGGACCCCAGCGCCCUGGAGCAGCACCGCCAGCUGCACCAGGCCUCCCGGGAGAAGAUCAUUGAAGAGAUCCAGAAACUGAAGCAGGUCCCGGGCGAUGAGGGCCGGGAGGCACGGCUGCAGUGCCCCAAGUGCAUCUUUGGCACCAAUUCCUCCAAGGCCUUUGUGCAGCAUGCCAAGCUGCACGUGCGUGAGCUCCCGGGCCAGCCCGCCAGGGAGCCCUUCGGGGGCGGCAGCGGGGCCGGCAGCCCGGGCCCUGAUGCCACCGCCCUCGCCUAUCGACCCUACCGAGGCUCCUCGGGGCUCAGUGGCUGCGUUUUCUGUGGCUUCCCCGCACCCAGCGAGAGCCUGCUCAGGGAGCACAUGAGGCUCGCGCAUGCCCACCCCCACUGGGAGGAGGAUGCCGAGGCUUUUGAGGAGGACCCUGCCAGCCAGCCGGGCACCAGCCAGGAGGCAUAUGCCCGCUUCCCUGAUGCUGCCGAGGACUACUUUGGCAAAGCUGAGCCGCUCUUGGCCCCCACGUGGCAGGAGAACCCUGCUGGAUAUGACCCCAGCCUGGCCUUUGGCCCAGGCUGCCAGCAGCUAGGCAUGAGGGAUUUCCCACUGUCAAAGCCACUUCUGCGCGGCUCAGAUCAGAGGCCCCUGGGAAGGCCAGCCUUCCCCUCACCUCUCGCAUCUGCCCCCUACUCCUUACAUCCCGGUAGAAACAAGAACGUGGUCCACCCGCAGGGGCUCCCAGGCCAGCUGGGGGACCGGAGACACCCUUGGAGCGAAGAGGAGGAGGAAGACAUACCGCUGGCCUCGGAAAUGGACUUUUCCCCUGAAAAUGGGGUCUUUCCACCCCUAGCUUCCCCUGGCCUCAUCCCACAGCUGGCCCUGGACCUGAAGCGGACUUUCCGAAAAGCUCUGAGGGCAGCUGAGGCCUCUCGGGCACAGCGGCAGCAGCUCCGAGGGAUGGUGCCCGUUGUGCUGGUGGCAAAGCUGGGGCCACAGGUCAUGGCUGCAGCAACCCGGGUGCCCCCACGGCUGCAGCCCGAGGAGCUGGGGCUGGGGGGCACUCACCCCCUGGACUUCUUGCUCCUGGACGCGCCACUGGGCAGCCCGCUGGGGCUGGACGCACUCUUGGAUGGGGACCCGGCGGUGGCACUGAAGCAUGAGGAGCGGAAGUGCCCCUACUGCCCGGAUCGCUUCCACAACGGUAUCGGCUUGGCCAACCACGUCCGGGGCCACCUGAACCGUGUGGGCGUCAGCUACAAUGUGCGGCAUUUCAUCUCUGCCGAGGAGGUGAAGGCCAUUGAGCGCAGGUUCUCCUUCCAGAAGAAGAAGAAAAAAGUGGCUAACUUCGACCCAGGCACCUUCAGCCUGAUGCGCUGUGACUUCUGUGGGGCUGGCUUCGACACCCGGGCCGGCCUCUCCAGCCAUGCCCGGGCCCACCUGCGUGACUUUGGCAUCACUAACUGGGAGCUCACCGUGUCACCCAUCAACAUCCUGCAAGAGCUGCUGGCCACCUCAGCUGCUGAGCGGCCCCCCAGCCCCCUGGGCUGCGAGCCUGGGGGGUCGCCUAGCGGCUUCCUGACCUCCCGCCGGCCCCGCUUACCUCUUGCAGUGCCCUUUCCACCCACCUGGGCUGAGGACCCUGGGCCAGCCUACGGAGAUGGCUUGGGUUCUGAGGAAAACACAAUGGUGGCCAUGGACUUGGGCUCCCCCCCGCUCCCCAAGAAGAGCCUGCCUGUCCCUGGGCCCUUGGAGCAGGUGGCCAAUCGGCUGAGCAGCAAAGUGGCUGCAGAGGUUCCUCAUGGCAGCAAGCAGGAACUGCCAGAUCUCAAGGCCCAGAGCCUGACCACCUGCGAGGUCUGCGGUGCCUGCUUUGAGACACGCAAGGGCCUGUCCAGCCACGCGCGCUCCCACCUGCGGCAGCUGGGGGUGGCCGAAUCGGAGAGCAGCGGUGCCCCCAUUGACCUCCUCUACGAGCUCGUGAAACAAAAGGGCCUGCCUGACACACCCCUUGGGUUGCCCCCAGGCCUGUCCAAGAAGUCCAACUCACCGAAGGAGGUGGUAGCUGGGGCUCCCCGGCCUGGCCUGCUUGCCCUGGCCAAACCCUUGGAUGCUCCUGCUGUCAACAAGGCCAUCAAGUCACCACCUGGCUUCUCCACCAAAGGCUUGGCCCACCCACCCAACUCCCCACUCCUCAAGAAGGCACCACUGGCCCUGGCGGGCUCCCCUACGCCCAAGAAUCCUGAGGACAAGAGCCCCCAGCUGUCCCUGAGCCCCCGGCCAGCCUCCCCAAAGGCACAGUGGCCCCAGUCUGAGGACGAAGGGCCCCUGAACCUCACUUUAGAUAGUGACGGGGGCAGAGAGCUGGACUGCCAGCUGUGCGGUGCCUGGUUUGAGACCCGCAAGGGCCUGUCCAGCCACGCCCGCGCCCACCUGCGCCACCUGGGCGUCAGCGACCCGGACGCCAAGGGAUCCCCCAUAGACGUGCUCCACGGGCUCAUCAGGAGGGACGGCGUCCAGAUCCGCCUCCCACCCGGGCGCGGCACCCUGGCCCAGCUGGGGCGGCCUCCUCCCACCUCUGCGGCCCUCUCCUUGCUCCCCCCCCCACCGCCGGCCAAGAAGGCCAAGCUGAAGGCCGCGGGUACGGCCAGCCCCUGGGGGAAGCAGGACCUCUCGGCCGCCGCAGCCGCCGGCAUUUUCUGGGCCUCUGAUGUGGAGCCGUCUCCUCUCAACCUCUCCUCGGGCCCAGAGCCAGCUCGAGACAUCCGCUGUGAGUUCUGCGGUGAGUUCUUCGAGAACCGCAAGGGCCUGUCGAGUCACGCACGCUCCCACCUGCGGCAGAUGGGCGUGACCGAGUGGUAUGUCAACGGCUCGCCCAUUGACACACUACGGGAGAUCCUCAAGAGACGGACCCAGUCCCGGCCUGGUGGCCCCCCUAACCCACCAGGGCCCAGCCCAAAAGCCCUGGCCAAGGUGAUGGGCAGCGGAGGUCCUGGCAGCUCGCUGGAAGCCCGCAGCCCUGCAGACCUUCACCUCUCACCCCUGGCCAAGAAGUUGCCACCGCCACCAGGCAGCCCCCUAGGCCACUCACCUACUGCCUCUCCUCCUCCCACGGCCCGGAAGAUGUUCCCAGGCCUGGCCGCACCCUCCCUGCCCAAGAAGCUGAAGCCUGAACAAAUGCGGGUGGAGAUCAAACGGGAGAUGCUGCCAGGGGCCCUUCAUGGGGAGCCUCACCCAUCCGAGGGUCCCUGGGCGGCACCGCGGGAAGACAUGGCCCCCCUGAACCUGUCGUCCCGGGCAGAGCCUGUACGUGACAUCCGCUGUGAGUUCUGCGGUGAGUUCUUCGAGAACCGCAAGGGCCUGUCGAGCCAUGCGCGCUCCCACCUGCGGCAGAUGGGCGUGACCGAGUGGUCUGUCAACGGCUCGCCCAUCGACACGCUGCGGGAGAUCCUCAAGAAGAAGUCCAAACCGUGCCUCAUCAAGAAAGAGCCGCCCGCUGGAGACCUGGCCCCCGCCUUGGCUGAGGACGGGCCCCCCACGGCUGCUCCAGGGCCUGUGCAGGCCCCCCUGCCGCUGGCACCAAUGGCUGGCCGCCCAGGCAAACCAGGAGCUGGGCCGGCCCAAGUUCCUCGAGAGCUCAGCUUAGCGCCCAUCACCGGUGCCAAGGCCACAGCCACUGGCUACCUGGGCUCAGUGGCAGCCAAGCGGCCCCUGCAGGAGGACCGCCUCCUCCCAGCAGAGGUCAAGGCCAAGACCUACAUCCAGACUGAACUGCCCUUCAAGGCAAAGACCCUCCACGAGAAGACUUCCCAUUCCUCCACCGAGGCCUGCUGUGAGCUGUGUGGCCUUUACUUCGAAAACCGCAAGGCCCUGGCCAGCCACGCGCGGGCGCACCUGCGGCAGUUUGGCGUGACCGAGUGGUGUGUAAAUGGCUCACCCAUUGAGACACUGAGCGAGUGGAUCAAGCACCGGCCCCAGAAGGUGGGGGCCUACCGCAGCUACAUCCAGGGCGGCCGCCCAUUCACCAAGAAGUUCCGCAGUGCUGGCCAUGGCCGCGACAGUGACAAGCGGCCGCCCCUAGGGCUGGCACCCGGGGGCCUGGCUGUGGUGGGCCGCAGUGCUGGGGGUGAGCCAGGGCCUGAGGCUGGACGGGCAGCUGACAGUGGUGAGCGGCCUCUGGCAGCCAGCCCGCCGGGCACUGUGAAGGCUGAGGAGCACCAGCGGCAGAACAUCAACAAAUUUGAGCGCCGACAAGCCCGCCCUCCAGAUGCCUCUGCGGUCCGGGGGGGUGAAGAGGCCAAUGAUCUACAGCAGAAGCUGGAGGAGGUGCGGCAACCCCCACCCCGGGUCCGGCCGGUCCCCUCCCUGGUACCCCGGCCCCCCCAGACAUCACUGGUCAAGUUUGUUGGCAACAUCUACACCCUUAAGUGCAGGUUCUGUGACGUGGAGUUCCAGGGGCCCCUCUCCAUCCAGGAGGAGUGGGUGCGGCACUUACAGCGGCACAUCCUGGAGAUGAAUUUCUCCAAAGCGGACCCCCCACCCGAGGAACCCCGGGCCCCGCAGGCACAGACAGCGGCGGCGGAGGCGCCCUGACACAGAAGCAUUCCAAAUUCCCUCUCGUGCCACCUCUGUCUUCUCUUUCUCCUCCGUCUGUUCCACCCUGUCCUCCCUCUUUCUUUUCCGUUUCCAAAGGAGCAAGCCAAAACCUCAAACCGGCACCCCUUGGGGGCCGGGCACACUACAGCCGGGGCGCCAGGAGCCAGCUAGUGGCCCUUCCCCCAGCCCGAGGGCUCUGGGGCCACACACAGCGCAUCUUCCUUCAGCCCACGCCCACCUGGUCCAGCAGGGGCAGAGGCCAGGUCUCUUGUGGUGGCAGCUGAUCUGGUCAAGGGGAGGAAGGCCAGCGCUCCCCCGCAUCUGGCAGCCAGGCGGGGCUAUGUUCGCCAUCCGUGGCCAUUUGCAAAGACCCCAAAGACCCCUGCCCUGGUUCCCUCUUGCCCCUGUGAAUAUCCUCUCACACACGCACACGCAGACACAGACACAGACACACACAUACAUACAUGCACGCACACACAGGCACAUGUGCACGCACGCACGCACCUCGUGAGACCCAGGAUUUGCCCUAGCCCCCCAGAUCCUGAGUCAAACGACCACAUCAUGCCACGGUGCUUGCUCAGGGGAAGGCACGCUCCCUCUGAGGGCCUGCUGGGGCCUGGGAGCCCCCCACUGAGCCCAUGAUGCCACGGAAAUCCUUGUUGGCCGCCCCCCACCCCCCCAGAGGGGCCUUCCCAGCCUGGAAGAGCUCAGAGCUGACAGCUGCCUCCUGCCAUGUCAAGGCCCCCCAGAGCCUUGGGGGGCUCUGGGGCCCAGGAGGGGGUGGGGAUGGGACUCUCCUCCCCCACCCCCACUCCCCUCCUCCUUUUCACUGUUGCUUUCUAUGUAUAGCUCCCUAGACCUUUCACUUUUUUAAAAACGCGUUUUGUGUAGAGAAUAAGGAACGUGGAUCUUUUUAUUUUGCAAUCCUGGGCCGGCUAGAGACCGGGAGCUGAUUGAUCUUUUAACUUUUUUCAGUGGCCACAUUUUGGUUAUCGAUGUACCUAGAAGUAUGUAAAUUAGAUUAAAUUUCUCUUCUGGAAACACCCCGGGGCAGGCGGCCAGCGUGUGUUUUUCUGUCAAGUGGACAGGCUGGCAUCGUCUGGCAGCCGGGGCUGGGAUCGAGCCACCUCCCCCUAGAGCUCCCGGAGGCCCUGGGUUUUCCUGUUGGCCGCCAAGCUGACCAGACCCAGCUGGGGAUGAGCCCAGGUUCCCAGCUGUUGGCCCUCAGUGGCAUGGUUGGUGAGGGGCUCUGGCCGGCUGGCUGGCUGGCUGGCUGGCUGGCAAAGCGACUCCUGUGAGCAGAGGAGAGGAACCAAGGCUCUGGGCAGCUGGUCUAGGAAGGGAGCCAGGAUGGAGAGAAGCAAUGAAGCUGGAGGGCCCUCCGAGGGCAGGAGCGGUCCAGUGAGGGCGUGGGGGACCUGCCAGGGGAGGGAGAAGCCCACAGUUGCUGGCAGCCUUCAGAGAGCUGGGACCAGCCUGCCUUCAAGACAUGUGACUUGCCUGGAGACACAUGCACCCUGAACCCGAAUCACACGAGGGGAGAAGGGAGCUGCUGGCUCCUUCGUGAUGUUAUUUAUUUUCUCGCUCUGCAAAUGUUUAUUGAACAUUUCUGAGAUUUUAAGAGAUUUUGUUGGCUGCUC
Molecule: messenger RNA, 7461 nt
Organism: Lynx canadensis (Canada lynx)
Lineage: Eukaryota; Metazoa; Chordata; Mammalia; Carnivora; Felidae
Gene: WIZ
Product: WIZ zinc finger
Exons: 13
Coding region: 149-5818 (1889 amino acids)
Biological process (GO): regulation of transcription by RNA polymerase II
Cellular component (GO): nucleus
Molecular function (GO): DNA-binding transcription factor activity, RNA polymerase II-specific; RNA polymerase II cis-regulatory region sequence-specific DNA binding
Source: RefSeq, a predicted model, not a curated record